AUGGCUAAGAAGACGGCAUCAGGCGCCAUAAUGGUUGUUAUCGGCGCAAUGGCUCACAGUUGUACUGUGUCGACCGCCAGAGAUUUCCUGGAUGAAGUUGUCUCCAUUAGUUGUUUUCCGCUGUCGGGCGCACAGACUUGUGCUAGAAUUUGCACAAAUUCCGAAGAGGCUUGGGAAGUGCUAACCCCACCGCCUCUCAAAGGUGAUGUAUUCGAGCUUGCGGUCUGA
Messenger RNA from Dibothriocephalus latus, 228 nucleotides. The record is from the annotation of a GenBank genome assembly. NCBI's taxonomy places the organism in Eukaryota, Metazoa, Platyhelminthes, Cestoda, Diphyllobothriidea, Diphyllobothriidae.